Molecule: messenger RNA, 6350 nt
Organism: Gymnodraco acuticeps
Lineage: Eukaryota; Metazoa; Chordata; Actinopteri; Perciformes; Bathydraconidae
Exons: 5
Coding region: 260-1615 (451 amino acids)
Biological process (GO): neuropeptide signaling pathway
Cellular component (GO): membrane
Molecular function (GO): neuropeptide receptor activity; gastrin receptor activity
Source: RefSeq, a predicted model, not a curated record
AGCCGCGCUUCAGUCCGGUGCAGUGCGCGCGUCGCGGCGCUUCAUCUCUCUGAACUUCUUCACGGACCUGUUAUUCUCCGUUUAUUCCACGUUGUUACAUUGUUCUAUUCACUCAACUGCAGUGUUGGGCUUUUUCCAAGUUUUCACAACGCCCCUCUCGGCUGUUAUGAACUAACAAGAUACGGGCGACUCCAAGUUGAUUCCAGCGCGGCUCCAGUUUGAGGCAGCGGGUAUUUAUCGUCCCUGUCACCGGAGAGGGAUGGCUCUACAGGCGGGGAAUGUGAGCGUGCUGCCCGGGGAGGUGUCUGCGGGCUGCGCGGAGCAGGGGAACCUCACCAUGGAAGUUACUGACUAUAAUAACAGCUGCAAGAAUGUCUCAGUCCACCCCAGAGCGAGCAGAGGAGUCAAAGAAAUGGACUCUUUCCGCAUCCUGCUCUACUCGCUCAUCUUCCUGGUCAGCGUCUUCGGGAACCUGCUGAUCAUCGUGGUCCUGGUGCUGAACAAGCGCAUGCGGACCGUCACCAACUCCUUCCUGCUGUCGCUGGCGCUCAGCGACCUCAUGAUGGCCGUCUUCUGCAUGCCCUUCACCCUCAUCCCCAACAUCCUGGAGGACUUCAUCUUCGGAGCGGCCAUGUGCAAGACCGUCACCUACUUUAUGGGGAUCUCAGUUAGCAUCUCCACCUUUAGCCUUAUGGCCAUUGCCAUCGAGAGAUACAGCGCCAUCUGUAACCCGCUGAAGUCUCGCUCGUGGCAGACCCGGUCCCACGCCUACCGCGUCAUCGCUGCCACGUGGGUGGUGUCGCUAAUAAUCAUGGUGCCCUACCCAGUGUUCAGUGCCAUCAAGACUUUCCCGAAAAGCAAUGGUACUGUUGGCCACAUGUGUCGCCUGUUUUGGCCAAGCGGGGCCUCUGAGCAGACGUGGUAUGUGCUGCUGCUGUUCACUCUGUUCUUCAUCCCGGGAGUUGUGAUGAUUGUAGCCUACGGUCUGAUCUCCAGAGAGCUCUUCCGAGGCAUUCACUUUGAGGUGGGCCAGAACAGAGGGAGCACCCCCACCGCCCAGAAGAACGGUGUAGGAAAGACGGUUGCAGUAUCCAACGAUGACGACGAUGGUUGCUACAUCCAGGUGUCUAAAAAACCCACCUCCGCUGUGGAGCUCCCCACCCUCUCCGCCGCCCAGGCCAAAUCUGAGCGCGCCCGGAAAAACACCUCGGAGGCCAAGCUGCAGGCCAAGAAGCGAGUCAUCCGCAUGCUGAUGGUGAUCGUGGCACUCUUCUUCAUCUGCUGGAUGCCGCUGUACUCGGCCAACACCUGGAAGGCAUUCGACCUGAAGUCAGCCUCCAAAGCCCUCUCAGGGGCCCCCAUCUCCUUCAUCCAACUGCUGUCCUACUCCUCCGCCUGCGUCAACCCCGUCAUUUACUGCUUCAUGAACAUGCGAUUCCGCAAGGCCCUGUUGUCCACCUUCGCCUGCUGCUGCCGCAACCGGCUCUGCCGCUGGUGGUGCAAGAAGAAAGAGGGAGGAGAAGACGGCAUCAACGCCACCUCCAUGGGCACGUCCAUGGCUACCUCCAUGUCCAAAUGUAGCUACACCACCGUCUGCACCACCGCCACCUGCUGAGCCUCAAGCAAAGCUGGGUGUUUGCAUCAGUCUGUGUCAGGGAGCAGGGCUUACUGUGUGCACCAUCUGUUUUCUCCAAUCUUCAGCUUAAUAUGAUAUGAGUCAUUCUCUGAGUAAUGUCCCUGCCCUGGUUUAUGAAGCUUUUUCGCAAAGGUCUCCUUCAAGUUCUGCGUGCAUGGUUGCAGAAUGUGAGGCGAAUCGGUUUAGUGACAUUAUUUGUCUUCUGUUUAAUCAGCAGCAUCCGCUUUGUUGCAUCCCGAAGAGAACAUCAAGUGCCUGUGCUCUUUGUGUGGCUUGGUUUGUCAUGGUAGUUUGUUCACUGGCUGACGGACAUUUUAGCGACGUUGAAAAAUGGGAAUCCUGUGUACUUGUAAAUACUGUCUUUAUGUUCUUACUGUGUCAAAGGUAUAUUAUUGAUGGAGACAUACUGUUGAACAAGGAGGACUCAUUACCUCUGUAAAGAAUCAGUAUGGAUUUCAUUUCCUUUUGUGUUUAAUGUGGUUCGAUCUUUAGUCAUUCAGGGCAUCUCUCGCAGUUAUCAGAAUUAUUCUACGAAAGGCCACUCUGAAAAUCGUUGGGUUCUUAGUAAUCAGUCUAUUAUACCAAAACAUUUCAAAAGGGAACAGUGGCUGCAUUUUAUUCAGGACACACUUCCUGCUUAACUCUGACUUAGUGUUUUGCUUUUAUUGAGUUAUGUUUCAUCACUUCUUGUGUGUACAGCAUAUGUUCUGCUUACGCCAACAUGUGCAGCACCGCUUCUCGGUUCAGUUUGAAAAGGAAGGUUCAUCUUGACGAUAAACAUCUAAGGGCUGUAGCCUUUUUCUUGGCACAGCACAAAUGAGAAUGUUUUGAAUCUGGCAAUUGUCUUGCGUUGCACCACCCUGCAGCAUGGAACGUCAAACUAAAGUCUCCUGUUGCGACUGCUACACAUGUCUGUUGAAUACUGAUGAAGACAUUACCUUCAGGAUUUGAGUUGUUAGAGAAAAGCACACAUAGUCAAUCUAUGAAAGGUUGAUUGCACUUGCCCGUUGCUCCAGUCUGCCCCUGCUACACAUGGCACGGAGUCAGACUCACCUUUUCUGCUCAAUUAUCUCUGCGGUGUCUUUUAUGAACCAGCGCUGCGUUCCGCUGCAGUGCUGCCAAUUACUCUGAACAUUACCUAAGUACAAAGAGCCCGUUUCCAGGCAUAGACUAACGAGGUGUUUCUCAGGGACCCUCUCCUCUCCUGCAAAACUCAUGGCUAUGUCUUCAGAAAACUGAUGACAACUAGCCCCUCUGACGCUGCACAUCUGAGCCUUUCGAAUCGUUAACAACAACAACAACAUAAAUAGCAUCUUUCAUUCGAGACAAGGAACUCAACCUGAGCUACUGUACAGUUGAAAAGAGUUGUUUGUCAAAAACAAGUCCUGUAUUACAUGACAUGUCACUUGUUAGACGCUUUUAUCCAAAGUGACUUACAUACUCAACACUGUGGGCAAUCCCCACAGGAGACAUUUGGGGUGAAGUGUCUCAGGGACACAACGACAUGCUGACUGCAGUGGGGUUUGAACCUGUGUAUAAUAAUAGAAAUACAGCGAUUACAAUAAAAGUGAAAGCAGUAAAGGCUAGCUCAAGACAGUCUUUUUACAAGACAAACAGCCCAUUCGCUUACUUGCUGAGAGUGUGCUAAAUAUGAAGUAACAGCCAGCAGCUGGUUAGCUUAGCUUAGCAUAAAGAUCUGGUUUGCUGAAUCAAGCAUUCAAAUAACAUGGAAAGUAGGAUUAUCUAAUUAAGCUUACCGCUGUCUGCAAUAUUAAGAUAGUCUUGUUUUGUAUCAUGAUUUCUAGGUCCAUAAGCAAGCAGUUGAUAUUAUUUUAAAAACAGGACAUGUUGUUCUCGAUGAAACUACAAAUUACUCAUUACCUAAUUUGAAUUCAGUGAAUUCGGCCAAAAUAUGGCCAUGAUGCUGUUGCAGUGAACAUUGUAUAAAUAUAUAAAGAAGACUCUGAAUGUUACCGCUACAGCUCAAACAUAUCUGGAUUUGUGUUAAACAGUAUGAUGUAAUACUUUCUGUCCUACAUAUGAAGGCUGUUGUUUCAUCACUUUUAAGUCUGCUCCUCUUCUUCUUGUCCUCCAUCACCGAGCAUUCACGUCCCUGCAGCCCCCCACCCACACACCCACCUCCCUCCUGUGUAUCCCUGUCAGUGCAGAGGCGUAUGAAUACAUCAAUGGGAAUGGCGUGUGGGUGACAGCUUAGAUUAGCAGGCGCCCAGCGCUGUCCGAGAGCAGUUUACAGGCGGUAGCAGAGGGGGCAGGAGGGCAAUUGGCACUCAAAAAUCCUACAUGAAGGCUGACUGUAAACACCUCAUCUGGCGGCCUGCACUCCAUGUGCGCUUUUGUAAUUAAGGCAGGAGGCAAUUUCCAUAUCUUUGUGAGCCAGCCUCGUGAAUUUAGUCAGGAUUUUCUUUCACUAGUGUACUUUUAUCUUUCAUCAAAUAUUUAUUUUUUUACAGGUUUUUUUCGUGUUACAAAUUGGAGUAACACAUGGUUAAGGAUCUUACAGCUGAGUACAAAUAAUAACUAUAAGCUUCUUAUCCAGAGCUAUUUUGUAAUUGCUUUGCCUGUAGAUUCAUACCUUCACUAAGUACAUCUUGGUGCAUUAUGGAUGAGCAGUGCAUACACUUUCAGGUGACCUUGCUCACCUAAAGUGUUGGUAAAAGCUCCCAGAGAGGCAGAGAUUUGCUCUCUAAAAUGAACUGUUUUUGUUGAAUAUUAUUUUCUCUUUUUAUAUUCACCUCGGCAGGCUAGCAGGUUAUGAAUUAUUAAAAAGCAGCAAAUCUCCACGAUGCUCGCCUCGUCCAAAGUUUAAGAAAGUACGCCUUGCAUUCCUUAGCUUAAUAAUGUACACGUGAUAUCUUGUUUGUAAAAACACAAGUUGGAGUAAGGGAAAGUUUAUCAGACCGUAAAACAUUUUAAAUGAACCACCCUGCCAACACAAAGCGGUAUUAAAAAAAACAAUUCCGUACCGUGUUUUUAGAAAUGAUUAAAUAACAUUUUACUUGGGAUUUUAAACCGUAGGGCUAGCUGUAUCCCCCUGCUUCUACUUACUAAGCUAACGGUUGCUUUACUAGGGCAGCUUAAUAUAUCAGAUUAUUGAUAUACUGUAGCAAAAUAUGGACAAGUGCAAUAUCCAAAUCGCAGUAAUAUGUGAAAAUAUCUAAAUUCAUUUUUUAAAUAUUUUUGUUCAAUGAUGUUUCAGAUCAUAUCACAAUUGCAAUCAGAGAAUUUAAGAGCGAUUGGUUUUCUUUUGAACAAAUCAUGAAACCCUACAAUAGACGAUCCAAUAUGUCUAAUUAUUCCUUUAAGGAUAUAUGGAGCACCUCCACCACUGCAGUCCUCUGGUCAGUACUGUAACUUUAAAAAGCCGGCUACAAAAGUAAUUGAUUAUUUACCAAGUUAGUUUACGGACAAAUCCACUUUAGGGGUGAGGAAUCAAGUUCCUACCCUGUCCCCAGAACAGUGCCUGAUGCAAAUUGAAAGUGAAAUGAGACGGAGGCACGGGAGCACAGCCGCUUCCUCUCUUAUCUCCACCUCCCUCAACAAGAAUCCCAUUAGGCGCUCCAGGCGGCACAAGGAAAAAAAAGAGUAAAACACUUUACGCCAAACAAACCAUGUGGAACAAUUUGUGACCGUCUCGAGGGGACACUAAAGAAGGGACAGCACAAAAUAUCAACUGUAGCGUCAUAUUUCAUAAAUGUCACUUUUCUGAAUAGGAUCCGUCUGUGGUGAUUCAUGGGGCCGGUUCUUUAAGAUGCUCAUUAUCAUUUUGCUCGUGCUAUGGAGGGUUUUUAUGUAUUCACUGAAGAAUUACACAGUCGUUCUAAGCUUGCAAAACUUACAAAUGCCACAAACAAAGCUGCUUUUCUUCAUUCCUGAAAAGUGUUGGGAGAUGUUCCCGCCGGUAGACAAAUCUCUCAUAAGUAAAUUAGAAGAAAUUGUUUCUCAAUUAUUUAUAAUGGCUUCCCGGGGAACGGCUGCCCGUAAAAUGUGCCUCUGCUAGAUUUGUAUUUUUGUUCUUCUUGUGGAAUAAUUCAUAAUUGCGGCGAGUGAUUUUUGUAGUUUUAUCUCAGGCACAGAAUGAAACAUUUCGUUUUUGGUCUACAGGUUUUGCACCUGAGAAACAUAGCUAAUUGUUUCCACGUUCAUGUUUUACUCAGCCUUACAGAGUACCUCCUUGUUGAAAAAAAAGGGAAAUUGUGUCUUUGUUAGCUUUCUUUUGUCGAUUUUCUUUACGGGAAGAUUUGAGUUGUUUCUAACACCUUUUGAGGAAAAGUGUUAACAUGUAAGUCUCAGCCUUUUGAGAGAAGAAACGGUAAACAAACUGAGCAAGAGGUGAGGAAAUCGUAUUUAUGGUGUUGGACAUCCUUCCCUGAUGGUGAAAGAUGUCUGUGUGCUUCUACAUGCUCUAAAUGUUUACUAAAGCAGUCUCUGCUGAAUUAUUUUUACAUUUGACCACAUCUGGUGCCUGCUCGUGCUACAUUGUAAUACUAUAAUAUGUGUAAAUGUCUGUUAGUUGAAACAGGGAAUACUGUCAUGGCUGUGCAAGGUUCUAAAUGUGAGGUUAUUGUGUUUGUGAUGUUUUGCUUUCACUGUAUAUCCAGUCUGAUAUAGUUAUUAUGGUUACUGGCUACAUGUGCAGUAUUUUCAUGACAAAUGUCCAUUAUUUAACCAAAAUAAAUAUUGGGGGAAAACAUGA